Molecule: messenger RNA, 2414 nt
Organism: Cottoperca gobio
Lineage: Eukaryota; Metazoa; Chordata; Actinopteri; Perciformes; Bovichtidae
Gene: cdkn1a
Product: cyclin dependent kinase inhibitor 1A
Exons: 3
Coding region: 362-901 (179 amino acids)
Biological process (GO): signal transduction by p53 class mediator; DNA damage response; negative regulation of cyclin-dependent protein serine/threonine kinase activity
Cellular component (GO): cyclin-dependent protein kinase holoenzyme complex; nucleus
Molecular function (GO): cyclin-dependent protein serine/threonine kinase inhibitor activity
Source: RefSeq, a predicted model, not a curated record
CUGCAGCAGUCCACCGGUCCUGUGACAUGCGCACUGAGGGGAAGAAAUGGAGGCGCCAUGCUGGAUUGCUCUGAGUUGGAAUUUCCUCGCGACUUACUAUCGCUUACUACUCUCACGUGUGCUUAUGUGUUUACCGGGCAACAUUUAUGUGUGUGACUGCUGACGCCGCCCCUGCGCGGAAAUAGAGGAGUUUAUAAAACUCAAACCCGUGUCUGUGAGAAUACUUGGAGAAUUUAUCAAGGAAACUAUCUGCUCGUUUAAAUCGUUUUGGAUUUUAUUCGUGUUAAAUAACAUCAGCCUCAGGAAUUUAUUUUUACACCAGAGCUUUUUUAGUCCAGCUUUAUUCAACAAAGUUUGAAAAAUGAAGGAUUUUACGUGGACUGGACUGCAGGCGACUUAUAAUUGCAUAACGAUGGAUCCUCACAAGCGCAUCCUGAGCGCCCUGGGGAACAGCCCUGUCCGACGAAACCUGUUCGGUCCAAUAGACAGAGAGCAGCUGCAGGUGGAGUACCAGGCCGCCCUGCAGAAAGACCUGGACGAGGCUUGCCAGCGAUGGGGCUUCGACUUCAUCUCGGAUAAGCCUCUGGAGAACAGCGAUUUCCAGUGGGAGGGCAUCCCAAACAGCAAGGUGCCGCUGCUCCACAGAUCAUGUAUGCUCAGUCUGGGACAUGCUGACGGUCAGAGGGAGGCAGCAGCUACACCCAGGGGAAGAGGAAGGGUGGGGCCGCCACAGAGUGAGAAGGAGAACAUCCCAUGUUCACCAGAGAGAUGUGUACUGAACCUGGAGAAAACACCAGAGAGAAGAGAGGAAACAAAGCUGAAGAGGAAACAGACAAACAUCACAGAUUUCUAUCAGUCUAAAAGAAGAGUAGUUUGGAUUCCACGCAAAUCUGGCGAGUGAUUUUCGGUGCAGUUCUCUGCAAAGGUGCCAAUAACCGAUAACCCAAGAGAACCACACAAACAGUACUACACUCAGGAAGUCUCGCCUCAGACACUCACUGGAAGGGCAUGGACCCAGUGAAUCAUCUGACAACAGAAGGGACCUCAGCUAUGCUCAUUAUAAUAUAUAACUACGGUUAAUUAGGGUACUGUAUUCACUCUGGGGGGGUGGGGGGGGGGGGGUUGGUUUUCCCGGUGGUAAGAAGGGGACAUUUGAGCAGAGAAGAUUAACGGUAAUCUCUCGAAUCAGUGGAUUUAUUCUCAUUUGGAUCAUGAGGAUGCCAAAGUGUUCACUGACAUUUCCUACUGUACAUCCCACCGGGCUGAAAACGCAGUCACGUCCCUGCUUUGUAGCGACUCUGUACCUCUAGGAGGUAUGAUGGAUGAGCACAUUACUGUUUUCACAGGAAACAGAUGUCACGUCGGUUAUAAUCAUUCAGGAGUGGCUGUGAAACAUCUGCAGAAUGAUGUCAUUUAGCACACGAUGGAUGAGGCCCUUUGGCUAAUGUUCAAAUCCGCUAUUGUGUUUUUUUUUUACAAUGUUUUGUCUAAAUGUGAAUCAUGAGGACAGAUCUUUUCCGUUUUAUACUUAAUAUAUCCGGGCAUACUGUCCGUUUGUUUUUCCACCAUCAUGUACUCAUGAAUGCUUGAAGAGUUUUCAUACCUUGUUCACGCAGAUACUUUGCUUUUAGAUUUUAAACGACAGAAGUGCCAUCAUGUCCUUCUAUCUGCUGUAUGUCGCUUGAUUUUCAAAGAAGAUCUUCACAAGUGCUCUGUUCUGACUGACAUGUGUACAGCACCAGAUUUCUUACGUUAGGAGCGUUGCACCAUGUCUUUAGAACAUUUUAGAGUUAUACAGAUAUAUAUAUAUAUCAUAUAUUAUAGAGUUUAAUACAGCACUGUUAAGUAGCAAUCAUUAAAAAAAACAAUGCAGUAUUGCACAUAUAUCUGAUAGGUGGUGUGUCCAAAGCACCCAGUAUCAAGUGCCUUUACCGCACUAUUUGAAGCAUAAAAGAAAGAGCAGAUGAAAGUGUCAUAAGCAAUUGUAUUACUUACUAAGCUAAAGUGCUUCAUACUUUUUUAUUUGGAAGUAUAGUGCAAUUAUAACGGACAAUGUGUUAUCAUCUGCCUCAAAACAAAUGUAUGUUUUUGACACUUAGUUAUGUCAAUGUUGGCAAAUGCUGCUGCUAUGGUUAAUCUGAAUGGGUGUUAAACAAGGUCACUGUAAUGCUAAUCCUUUCCAACUGACGGCUUAGAAAUGUUCCCCGCCGCAAAUACGAAGCUAAGCAAAUAACAGCAUUACCCAGAACAAUGAAUGCACUUCUGUUUGUAGAUGCUUGUGCACAGGUCCUACAUAUAGUUUAUGUUAAAUCUACAAAUGAAAAUAUCUAUCAUUAUUUAUUUUUGAGAUAUUAUGCCUUAAUUUAGUUUUUGUUUAAUUAUUAUGAGAAUUCUAAUAAAAUGUUCAAAUGAAA